Molecule: messenger RNA, 1132 nt
Organism: Salvelinus fontinalis (brook trout)
Lineage: Eukaryota; Metazoa; Chordata; Actinopteri; Salmoniformes; Salmonidae
Product: chromobox protein homolog 2-like
Exons: 2
Coding region: 450-857 (135 amino acids)
Source: RefSeq, a predicted model, not a curated record
UACUGGGGGAACAGAGUAACACACCAGACGGAGCCAGAUGUGUCUGUGUAGGAUGUCUGCAGGACAGACAGUUUGAUGUUCACACUGUCCGUUGUUGUUGUCUGUCUCACUUUUAGAGGAUCUUUUGUUUAGCGCACCCAGUGAAUGACCGUUGACCUGAACUGAAUGAGAGUCCGUGGUAUGGGUCAGAGCUUACGGUUUAUGCCUCUCAGAGACUGUGGUGUGUAGUGUGUGUGUGUGUGUGUGUGUCUGUGGACGUAUAUGUGUUUGUGUACACAUCCGCAGUGUGAGUGACAGUGCAGCUGGUUGAGACAUGAGACUGGUUGAUCUAAAGGGGGAGCAGCAGGGCCUCUCACUGGCCCAGCUCUGCUCUGCCUGGUGUAAUUAGUUCUUAUGGAAUACCUGGGGCCUGGGCUCCAUGCUGGCUGACUUGUGUGCUGCUGAAUCACAUGGAGCAAUGGCCGGUGGUAGCUGGUCCCCUUCAGGAAGGUGAGGUACCGGAGGUCCCUCCGCCCCCUCUGGACAUCGAGGGGUCCCCGGCGUACACAGUACGAGCUAUUCUGGACUCGAGACGCCAGGUGAGGGGCCUGCAGUACCUCGUGGACUGGGAGGGGUACGGUCCGGAGGAGAGGUGCUGGGUACCGGGGAGAGACAUUUUAGAUCCUUCCCUCUUGGUUGAUUUCCACCUCCGCCACCCGGAUUGCCCUGCGCCUCGCCCCCCGGGUCGUUCUCGAGGCCGGGGUCGGCGCGCUGCGGGAGCCGUGCGUCAGAGGGGGGGUACUGUCACGAAUCCCGCCGAAGAUGGUGCCUCUUCCUGUUCGGGUGGCGCUCGGCAGUCGUUGUCACCGGCCUACUAGCUGCCAUCGAUUCCCUUCUUUUUGUUUCUGUUAGUUUGGGCUGAUUGGGUGCACCUGUUUUGAGUGUAGUUUUGUGGGUAGGCUAUUUAAGGGCAGUAGGCCCGCUGGCUUUUGUGCGGGCUUGUUCUCUGUUAUUUUGGUGUUGGAUUUUAUGUGGAUUCUAUAUUUUCCGAACAGUUUAGUCCUGUGUGUUUGGACUGGUAUUUUCAUGCGCCCGUGUGUUUGGGCAUGAUCGUUUUCCCUGUCUACAGGAAAUAAAUAUCCACGUUCUUGAA